Molecule: messenger RNA, 3446 nt
Organism: Sesamum indicum (sesame)
Lineage: Eukaryota; Viridiplantae; Streptophyta; Magnoliopsida; Lamiales; Pedaliaceae
Molecular function (GO): zinc ion binding; protein binding
Source: RefSeq, a predicted model, not a curated record
AAACAAAAAAACACCUUAAUUGGUAGGAGCAAAAGCCAAACCUCAAACGACAAGGAAAAUAACCAUGUUUAUGUAUAGGUCAACCUCAAAGCUCAUCUGAAGAUGAUUGGGAUUGGCAUUGGGAUUGGAUUGUUGGGGACAGCCACGUCCUCGCAUGCUUCCACAAUUGGAAUCCGAAACCCAAACGCCCAUAUUUAACCGCAUCCAAUCCUUCUGUAAAUUCUUUGUGCGUAAAUCUAAUCACAAUCAUAAGUCCUUUCCACCCUUUUGGAACUGUGUACAUCACCAACUUCUUGCGAGGGAUCCACACUCAAGAUUCUAUUAUUUAUUACAAAACACUCUCGUUCUCCCAUCCCUCUCUUUCUUGCAAGAGUUUUAAUCAAAGAUUGAGGCGAUCUUGGAGGAACCCUUUUGCUAAUUGCUCAUCCCGGAUCGCCUAAAGCCCAAGUCUUUGGUUAAAAGUGAGUUAACCAUGGUUGGGAAGAAAGUUAUAGCAAUCUGUCAGUCAGGUGGGGAAUUUGAGACCAAUGAAGAUGGUAUACUUUCUUACAGUGGUGGUGAUGCUCAUGCUAUGGAAAUUGAUGAGAAAAUGAAGUUUAAGAAUUUUAAGUUGGAGGUAGCAGAGAUGUUCAAUUGCAAUGUUGAUACCAUGGCCAUCAAGUAUUUCCUUCCUGGGAAUAAGAAGACUCUUAUCAGCAUCUCCAAUGACAAAGACCUCAAACUCAUGAUCAAGUUCCACGAUGACUCUGAGACCGCCGAGAUAUAUGUUAUGAGUGAAAAAGUUGCUGCCCCUGAUGUAUCCCACAUGCCAGGCAGUAGGUCGAGUAGGACAACGUUAUCAGAGGGUGAGGUUCCUGUUGAUGCUUCUGCAACUAUAGUGAAUGAUGUUUUGGACGACAUAAACAAGCCUGUUCUUCUGCUUGAUGCCAACUUUGAUGUGGUUGGUGAUACUAACCAUGAUGAGCCCCAAACCGACAUACCAAGUGAAAUGCCUUUACCUGACGAAAUGCCUUUGCCAAUGUCUUUCGCUGGCUCCUAUGAUGAAAAGCAUGCUAAAGCUGCACAGCAGUGGCAGAACAAUAUUACUGGUGUGGGCCAAAGGUUCAACAGUGUUCAUGAAUUUCGUGAGGAGUUGCGAAAAUAUGCGAUUGCGCAUCAGUUUGCUUUUAAGUACAAGAAGAAUGAUAGUCAUCGUGUGACUGUAAAAUGCAAAGCAGAGGGUUGUCCAUGGAGGAUUCACGCAUCAAGAUUGUCGACCACCCCACUCAUUUGUAUUAAGAAAAUGAAUCCAACACAUACCUGUGAAGGUUCUGUGGUAACAACUGGUUAUCAAGCCACAAGAAGUUGGGUUGCUAGCAUCAUCAAGGAGAAACUUAAAGUUUUCCCAAACUAUAAGCCCAAGGACAUUGUUAACGACAUCAAACAGGAAUAUGGAGUCCAACUAAACUACUUUCAGGCAUGGAGGGGCAAAGAAAUUGCAAAGGAACAGCUUCAGGGUUCCUAUAAAGAGGCAUAUAGUCAGUUACCAUUUUUCUGUGAGAAGAUAAUGGAAACAAAUCCAGGAAGUCUAGCCGCUUUCUCCACUAAAGAAGACUCAAGUUUUCAUCGCCUAUUUGUUUCCUUUCAUGCUUCUUUGUAUGGCUUUGAACAAGGCUGCCGCCCUUUGCUUUUCCUAGAUAGCAUAUUUUUGAAGUCAAAAUACCAAGGCUCUCUGUUGGCAGCUACUGCUGCUGAUGGGGAUGAUGGAUUUUUCCCUGUUGCUUUUGCUAUUGUAGACGUCGAAUCUGAGGACAACUGGCGUUGGUUUUUGCAACAACUCAAAGCUGCAUUAUCAACGUGUCGUGGAUUAACUUUUGUGGCGGAUAGAGAGAAAGGAUUGAGAGAAUCAAUUGCUGAAGUUUUUCAGGAUGACAAUGUAUAUCAUGGCUUCUGUCUGCGCUAUCUGUCGGAGGAACUGCUUAGAGAUGUGAAGGGGCAAUUUUCUCAUGAAGUAAAGCGCCUUAUGGUUGAGGAUUUAUACAGUGCAGCCCAUGCCCCUGCACCAGAAGGCUUUCAGAGGUGUGUGGAAAGCAUAAAAAGUAUUUCUGUGGAAGCAUACAAUUGGAUCAUGCAAAGUGAGCCUGUUCACUGGGCAAAUGCAUUCUUCCAAGGAGCAAGAUAUUACCACAUGACGUCCAACUUCGGGGAGCUGUUUUAUAGUUGGGUAUCGGAUGCACACGAAUUGCCAAUAACCCAGAUGGUUGAUGCGAUAAGUAGCAAGAUUAUGGAAUUGAUUUAUUCCCGGCGGACCGAAUCAAUCGAAUGGUUAAGAAGGUUGACUCCGUCAAUGGAGGAAAAGCUAGAGAAAGAAAGCCUCAAAGUCAGGACUCUUCAGGUAUUAAUAUCUGGUGGGAACAGAUUUGAGGUCCGUGGAGAUACUAUAGAAGCUGUUGAUGUUGAUAGUUGUGAUUGUACUUGUAAGGUUUGGCAGCUGACGGGGUUGCCUUGCUGUCAUGCAAUUGCAGUCAUUAGUUGUCUUGGCCGUGAUCCAUAUGAUUAUUGUUCCAGAUACUUCACUACUGACAGCUAUAGAAUAACAUAUUCAGAGUCAGUACAUCCUAUUUCAAAUAUAGAUGCUCCUUGGCAGAAGGGAAGUUCUAAGUUGCCAGUGACUGUAACCCCACCUCCAACUCGUCGCCCACCUGGCCGGCCUACCACUAAGAGAGUUAGUUCACAUGAUGCAGGGAGACGUCAACUGCAAUGCAGUAGGUGCAAGGGUACUGGGCAUAACAAGUCGACUUGUAAAGAAUUUUUGUUGGAGUGCUAAGCUAUGUUCUUCGGGAAGAAAAAUGAUGUUGAUAACAUAACUGAUUACCAGGACAGACAGCUGUAACGUAUAAAUUGACAUUUUCAUUGGGCUCAUGUACAUGUUUAACUGCCAUUUUCGAGCUUUUCUGAUUGGAUAGUAACAGAAGUAGAACCUGUGAUCGUACUUGUCGCUGCUGACGAACUCUGCUCAUCAGCAACUGAAUGAACUUUCCCCCUGACAGUUUCUCACCGGUGUCGUCUCAUAUAUGAACCUUCAGUUAAAGACAAAGGGACCCUUUGCAGGUGGAAUAGUUUUCUUGUUCUUCAGCUUACAAGAGGUAAAAUAUUGGAAGAGUUGGUCGACUCGUUUCCUUCGGCAACUUUUCGAACAAAACGAGGCUGGUGUUGUAGAAAAUUGAUAGAUGGGAAAGGAUUACCGACACGACUGGAGAAUUAUUCAUCUGAAGUACUCUGGUUUUAGUUUUCUCUUUGUAAUGAGAUUUGGAGGUUGUAAUUUAAGGUAGUGAGGAUGCCAUUUCUUCAUCUUCUUGGUAAUUAUUAGACUAGUCGGGAUAAACCUGUAAUAUGGGUACCUCAAUUAAGGCUCCUAACCAUAACGGAGUAUCCCUCUCGUCAAAUUUUUUUGAGAUACUCUCCAA